Messenger RNA from Manihot esculenta (cassava), 3437 nucleotides. RefSeq names its product pentatricopeptide repeat-containing protein At4g30825, chloroplastic. Gene Ontology annotation, molecular function: protein binding. Bases 262 to 3006 code for a protein of 914 amino acids. The record is from RefSeq and is a predicted model, not a curated record. NCBI's taxonomy places the organism in Eukaryota, Viridiplantae, Streptophyta, Magnoliopsida, Malpighiales, Euphorbiaceae. The transcript has 2 exons.
UAUUCUGCUAAGCAGCAGCCUUCAACUGUCGUUAACUCGUGCGAAAGCUCUUCUCCUUCCUCGCCGUCUCACUGUAUAUAAGAAGCAGCCAAAUUGAGAUAAUCAAAUCUAAAACUCAGUUAUUUUCCGCCACCGCUUCAACUUCCAUCAUCUCUUCCAACCACCUCUCCUAGGUAUGCAACCCCUCUUUCUCUCGUUUGAUUUUUCUUAUCUUUACUGCUAUAUAAAUGCAAGAAUCUUGAUUUGAAGCCACUCUCUACCAUGGCAUCUCUCAGAUUAUCCAUUUCUUUGAAUGCAAAUAAAUCCAAUUUCUCCAAAAACCCACUUCAAUUUCCCACCCAUGUCUCUCUUUUUUCAAUUUCUAGUUGUAUUCCUUCAUCUAAGCCAUGCAUAAUCACCAUUUUGAGUAGAUUCAAUCCUGUUAAAGUCUCUCGGGUAGAAACCGAGUUGUCUGAGAGUGAACCUGUUUUAUCCACAUCCCGCGAUUUGGUCCAGGAAAGCUUAAAUCAGGAUUUGAUUGAGCGGAACCAGGAUCUGAAACGUAAAAUCAGGAAAAAUUAUAGGGGUGCAAAGAAGGGGAGGAAAAGUCAAGUGGGAUUUAAGUUUAAUUACAAAAGGCAUGGUAGUCAACAAAGAGAAGAUUUUUUUGUGCAUGAUACUGAUUUGGAUGUUGAUUACUCUGUCAUUAACUCCAACUUAAGUCUAGAACAAUGUAAUUAUAUUUUGAAACAGCUUGAGGGGUGUAGUAGUGAAAGUAAAACUUUGAGGUUCUUUGAGUGGAUGAAGAGUAACGGGAAGCUAGAAAAGAAUGUGAAUGCUUAUAAUGUGAUUCUUCGAGUGCUGGCCAGGAGAGAAGACUGGGAUUGUGCAGAGAGGAUGAUUAGGGAAUUGAGUGAUAGCUUUGGUUCUGCCCUGGAUUUUCGGAUUUUUAACACUCUUAUUUAUAUUUGCUCUAAACGGGGGCAUAUGAAGUUGGGUGGGAAAUGGUUUCUAAUGAUGUUGGAACUUGGUGUUCAGCCCAAUGUAGCCACAUUUGGUAUGCUCAUGGGGCUUUACCAAAAGGGCUGGAAUGUUGAGGAGGCAGAGUUUGUGUUUUCCCAAAUGAGGAGUUUCAGAAUUAUAUGUCAAUCUGCGUAUUCUGCCAUGAUUACUAUUUAUACUCGUUUAAGACUGUAUGACAAAGCAGAAGAAGUUAUUGGCAUAAUGAGAAAAGAUAAUGUGGCAUUGAAUUUGGAGAAUUGGUUGGUAUUGCUAAAUGCUUAUUGUCAGCAAGGCAAGUUGGAAGAGGCUGAAGAGCUGUUGAUUGCAAUGCAAGAAUCUGGGUUUUCCCCCAAUAUUGUUGCAUAUAAUACACUGAUAACUGGGUAUGGAAAGCUAUCAAAGAUGGAUGCUGCUCAACACCUGUUCUUGGAAAUCAAGAAUGUGGGAUUAGGGCCUGAUGAAACAACUUAUCGCUCCAUGAUUGAAGGUUGGGGGCGAACUGGCAAUUAUAAGGAGGCAAAAUGGUACUAUUCAGAGCUCAAACGAUUGGGAUUCAGUCCUAAUUCAUCUAACUUAUAUACACUAAUAAACUUACAAGCCAAACAUGAUGAUGAAGAGGGUGCUGUCAGAACUAUUCAAGAUAUGCUGAAGAUGGGGUGCCAGUACUCUUCGAUCCUUGGCACUCUAUUGAAAUCAUAUGAGAGGGCUGGGAAGAUUGACAAAGUACCUCUCCUUUUGAAAGGUUCCUUCUACCAACACGUUCUUGUAAAUCAGACUUCUUGCUCCAUUCUGGUAAUGGCUUAUGUGAAACAUUGCUUGGUCCAUGAUGCUCUAGAAGUGUUGCAGGACAAAGAGUGGAAUGAUCCAGCUUUUGAGGACAACUUGUAUCAUUUGCUGAUUUGCUCAUGCAAGGAGUUGGGUCAUCUUGAGAAUGCUGUUAAGAUUUACUCUCAAAUGCCCAAGUCUAAUGGUAAGCCAAACUUGCAUAUCUUGUGCACUAUGAUUGACGUUUACAGUUCCCUUGGCCUAUUUACUGAAGGAGAGAAACUCUAUCUACAGCUAAAAUCUUCUGGAAUUGCUUUAGACAUGAUUGCCUUUAGCAUUGUUGUGAGGAUGUAUGUCAAAGCUGGAUUGUUGAAAGAUGCUUGCACUGUUCUAGAAACAAUAGAGAAGCAAAAGGACAUAAUUCCAGACAUUUAUCUGUUCCGUGACAUGCUUCGUAUUUAUCAACGAUGUGGAAUGAUGAGCAAGUUAAAUGAUCUGUAUUAUAAAAUCUUGAGGAGUGGGGUUGUUUGGGAUCAAGAAUUGUAUAGUUGUAUCAUAAAUUGUUGUGCUCGUGCUCUACCUGUUUAUGAAAUUUCCAGACUUUUCAAUGAGAUGCUUCGCUGUGGCUUUUCUCCUAAUACUAUAACCUUCAAUGUCAUGCUUGAUGUUUAUGGGAAAGCUAAGAACUUCAGGAAGGUUAAGGAAUUGUUCUGGAUGGCCAGAAAACGAGGUUUGGUUGAUGUGAUCUCUUACAAUACCGUGAUAGCUGCAUAUGGGCAUAAUAGAGACUUCAAGAAUAUGGCUUCAGCUAUACAGAAAAUGCAAUUUGAUGGCUUUUCGGUUUCCCUUGAGGCCUACAAUUGCAUGUUGGAUGCAUAUGGAAAGGAAGGUCAAAUGGAGAGUUUUAGAUAUGUUUUACAGAGAAUGAAGCAAUCGAAGUGUACUUCUGACCAGCAUACAUACAAUAUUAUGAUCAAUAUCUAUGGGAAGCAAGGAUGGAUUGAUGAAGUAGCAGGGGUGCUGACAGAAUUGAAAGAAUGUGGACCAGGGCCUGAUUUGUGCAGCUAUAACACAUUGAUAAAGGCAUAUGGAAUUGCUGGGAUGAUAGAAGAUGCCAUCAAUUUGGUCAAGGAAAUGAGACAAAAUGGAAUAGAGCCUGACAAGAUAACCUAUACCACUUUGAUUACUGCUUUACAGAAGAAUGAUAAAUAUUUAGAAGCUGUUAAAUGGUCCUUGUGGAUGAAGCAACUGGUGUUAUAAAGCUACCAGAAGUUAUGUACUUGUAUAUUUCCUUUUUUGGUUUUGCUUCAGCAAUGCUGUUCCCAUGUUCAGAAACAGCCUGUGUCAGAUGCUACUUGAGAUAGCUCGGCAUUUUUGCUGCCGUUGAUUCUAGACAUUCUGGAGUAUCCUGUUCUGUAUUACAAAUGGCAUAUGAGGUAUAGAUCCUUGCCUGCGUUGCUCUCAGAAGAGAAGUACAUUGAAGAGCAAAGGUACAUCUUUGGAGUCCUUCGACGAAGUAAACUCAAUUAAGGAGUUGGAAAUCACAUAAUGAAAAAAGCAGUACAUAUUUCAGCUUUAAAAACUUGCUUUAUGUCCCUUAUUUCUUUCCAGUUAAGUCAUGUAAAUUCCACAAUAAGUACUUCAAUACAUUUCAUCUUUACAAAAUAGAACCAAAUCUUCAUUUUGUUGAA